UAGGCGAGACUGGUUGAUUUUCAAGGAACUUUAUAAAGAAUGUUCUGAUCGCAAUGUACAGCCCCCUGCGUUAAGCAUCAUUCCUGUUCCUGGUGUACGUGAAGUAUCAGGCUAUGCAGAGAGCAAUCCUGCUCAGUUUGCCCGUCCGGAUUCAUACAUAACUGUUAGAGAUGAUGAGUUGACAAGGGCAUUAGCAAGGAGUACAACAUGCUAUGACAUGGAUUCUGAUGACGACGAGUGGCUAGAAAACAUUAAUGAUGAACUUUUUUCGGAAAACAAGCAUCUUUCGGUUGAGAGCUUUGAGAUACUGAUUGAUACUUUUGAGAAAGGCUUUUAUUGUAAUCCAGAUGAUUAUUCUGAUGAGAAAACGGCUAUCAAUAGUUGCCUGGAUAAGGAAAAGAAAGAAAUUGUUGAGGCUGUGUAUAGUUACUGGUCCAAAAAGAGGAAGCAAAAGCGGUCUUCCCUGAUAAGAAUUUUCCAGUGUUACCAGCCAAGGAGAACUCAGGUCAUCCCAAAAUCUGUUCUCCGCAAGAAGAGGUCUUUCAAACGACAAGGAAGCCAAGCCGGAAGAGGCAAACAGCGGCCAUUUCUACCAGCAAUGGUGACUGAAAAAGAUGCUUUGCAGCGACAGAACUCAGUUCUUAAGGUGCAAGAAGCUAAAGCUGCUGCAAACAAAUCGGAGGAUUUGGCAGUUAGGCUGAGACAAAGGGCUCAGCAGCUGAUGGAGAAUGCUGAUCUAGCAACUUACAAAGCCGCAAUGGCACUUAAAAUAGCAGAAGCAGCUAAGAUUGCUAAGUCUACAGAAGCUGUUGUGCCGUUUUUCAUAGGUUAGAAACAGUGUUCUUCAGAAAUAUAGUUGAAAUGGCCAAUUUUUCCCGAAUUGAAAUCGGAGGAACACAGCCUCAUGGCCUUUUUUAGAGAGGCCUGUGGAGGUCCAUCUUUGACAGGAUUUAAAGUAACUUUGUGUAUAGAUUCUAAUGGAUGUACAUUCUGUAUCAUUAUUCUUAUAUGUUAGCUUAGAUAGAUGUGUACAAGGAAAAAGAGAGGGUUUAUCUAUUUGUUUCAAGGAAACCAUAUAGAAGCAAGACAAGUAUACAAGAUUUUGAGAGCACAUGGUUCGCCGUUUCUGCAACUUUUGUUUUCUGUUAAUAUUUUGUUUUCUAGACCAUUAGGCCGUUUUGAUACCGUUUCAUGUUCGCCUGUUUGGAGUAAUUGACGUGUGAUGAUUUAUUGUG
This is a messenger RNA of Nicotiana tabacum (common tobacco), 1235 nucleotides long. NCBI's taxonomy places the organism in Eukaryota, Viridiplantae, Streptophyta, Magnoliopsida, Solanales, Solanaceae. The record is from RefSeq and is a predicted model, not a curated record.